AUGCCCAGCUUUCGAAAGCCCUGGCCUGUUACCCGACGAGACACGGAUGGCAUAACUCUCAACACUCUCGAAGCCAAAGGGCCGACGGCGACUGCUACAGCUGCCGACAAUGACGAGCAUUCCAAAGCUGCCGAGGCUCAGAAGGAUCUCGAGACCUUCAGCGCCCUGCAUCGAUGGGAUCCCAACCUGGAGGCUAACAAACGUGAUGCUAUCGAGGCUGCUGUCAAAAAGGGCGACGAGGAGGCCGAGAUCCACCUCGACCAGGACCUUGGAGAAGGCUCGCCUUACCCCGAGGUUGCUUCGGCCGUACCCAAUACCGAUGACAACACUCUCCCUUGCAACACCAUCAGAGCAUGGGUCAUUGGCCUUGUUUUCACCACUAUCGGAAGUGGCUUAAACAUGUUGUUCAACCUGCGCAACCCCAGCAUAACCAUCACUUCGAUUGUUGCUCAGCUCCUCUCGUACCCGGUGGGCAAGCUCUGGGAGAAGACGAUGCCUUCGCAUCAGUUCAACGUGUUUGGCCUGAAGUUCAGCCUGAAUCCUGGUCCGUUCAACGUCAAGGAGCACACUCUCAUCACCGUCAUGGCGAACGUUACAUUUGGAAAUGGAGUCGCUUAUAGCACCGACACCAUUGAAGCUUUGCGUGGCUUCUACGGCUACGACCUUGGCUGGGGCUUCAACCUGCUUUUCACUCUCGUCACCCAGAUGCUUGGCUUUGGACUCGCAGGCUCCUUCCGCCGCUUUCUGGUUUAUCCCGCCGCCAUGAUCUUCCCGCAGACACUGCCCAACUGUGCACUGUUCUUCACGCUACACAAGAGAGGCUCCGAGAAGCCAGAUCCUGCCGAAACAAACGGCUGGGCUAUAACGAGGUACAAAUGGUUCUUGUACGUCGUCAUCGGCGGCUUCGUGUGGUACUGGUUCCCGGGCUUCAUCUGGCAAGGACUGAGCGUGUUUGCCUUUGUCACGUGGAUCAAGCCCCAAAGCCCCGUCAUCAACCAGCUCUUCGGUGGAUACAGCGGCUUGUCGCUUAUCCCAAUCACAUUCGAUUGGACGUACAUCACGUCCUACAUACAGUCACCCCUGAUCCCUCCCUGGCACGCCAUCGCCAACACUCUCCUCGGCCUUGUGAUAUUCCAGAUCAUCACGCCGCUCGGGAUCCACUACACCAAAUCCUGGUAUUCGGAAUACCUUCCGAUGAGUGACUCGGACAGCUACGACAACACGGGGAGCCAGUACAACGUCAGCCAAAUCCUGACACCGAGCUACAACUUCGACGAAGCCAAGUACAAGGCGUACUCGCCCAUCUUCCUCUCGACAACGUUCGCCAUGUGCUACGGCCUCAGCUUUGCCACCAUCGUAGCCACGAUUGUGCACACGGCGCUCUACCACUGGCGCGAGAUCUGGUACCGGGCCCGGGCAGCGCGCGACCAGGAGGACGACAUCCACAUGAAGCUGAUGAAAAAGUACCCCGAGGCGCCAGACUGGUGGUUCUGGGCGCUCGGCAUCGGCAUGCUGGCCCUCGGCUUCGGCACCGUCCUGGGCUACUCGACGGGCCUCACCUGGUGGGCGUACAUCAUCGCCGUCCUCAUCUCCGCCGUGUGGUUCGUCCCGAUCGGCAUGGUGUGGGCCAUCACGAACGUGCAGAUCGGGCUCAACGUCUUCGCCGAGUUCGUCGUCGGCUACAUGCUGCCCGGGCGGCCGCUGGCCAUGAUGUGCUUCAAGACCAUCGGCUACAUCACCAUGUACCAGGGCCUGCUGUACACGCAGGACCUCAAGCUCGCGCACUACAUGAAGCUCCCGCCCAAGACGGUCUUCUGGGCGCAAGGCGUCGCCACCGUGUGGGGCUCCCUCGUGCAGAUCGCCGUCCUCGACUGGGCCUUCGGCGCCAUCAGGGGCAUCUGCACGUCGGCCCAGAGCGCGCGCUUCACCUGCCCCAACGGCCGCGUCUUCUUCAACGCCAGCAUCAUCUGGGGCGCCAUCGGCCCCGCCCGCAUGUUCUCCGCCGGCGCGACGUACGCCGGCCUGCAGUGGUUCUGGCUCAUCGGCGCCGCCGUCCCCGUCGCCUUUUACCUGCUCGCCCGCCGGUUCCCCAACUCGCCCGCCCGCUACCUCAACGCGCCCGUCAUGUUUGGGAAUCUCAACUACAUGCCGCCCGCCACGCCGCUCAUCUACUGGUCCUGGGGCAUCGUCGGGCUCGUGUUCAACCGCUUGAUCAGGCGCCGCGCCCGCGGGUGGUGGAUGACGUACAAUUACAUCACGUCGGCGGCGCUGGACUCGGGGCUGGCGCUGAGCACGAUUGUCAUUUUCUUUGCGCUGUUGCUGCCGCAGGUGAGCCCGCCGCAGUGGUGGGGCAAUACGGUCAUUGACACGAUGGAUUAUGAGGGGACGGCGGUGCAGAAGACGGUCUUGCCGGGGGAGACGUUUGGGCCGAAGGUCUGGUAG
Molecule: messenger RNA, 2442 nt
Organism: Diplodia corticola
Lineage: Eukaryota; Fungi; Ascomycota; Dothideomycetes; Botryosphaeriales; Botryosphaeriaceae
Product: opt family small oligopeptide transporter
Exons: 3
Coding region: 1-2442 (813 amino acids)
Biological process (GO): transmembrane transport
Molecular function (GO): oligopeptide transmembrane transporter activity
Source: RefSeq, a predicted model, not a curated record